This is a messenger RNA of Schistocerca gregaria, 3100 nucleotides long. RefSeq lists its product as uncharacterized. NCBI's taxonomy places the organism in Eukaryota, Metazoa, Arthropoda, Insecta, Orthoptera, Acrididae. The record is from RefSeq and is a predicted model, not a curated record. The coding region runs from base 85 to 2883 and encodes 932 amino acids. The transcript is spliced from 3 exons. Gene Ontology annotation, molecular function: protein binding.
UUUUUUCACUCUAAGCUUAUACACAAGCAGCCUAUACUGGUUCGGUAUAUACUGCAACUUCAGGAAUACCACAAGUGUAGACUUAUGGCGGCAUCGAACUUUUAUGUGUCCCUGCCCGUAGAUCCAUCUGACCUUUGUUUGAAAGGAUUUGCCCAAACCAAAGAAGCCACUUUUGAAGAAGCAGACAUGAAUACAUUGAGUGCCGAUAACGGUCUCGCUGAUGGUACUCAGCGUAAUGGCGUGGAGAACGAUUUCCAACCAAUUGACAGAGUCGAGUCAACGACAAAUAAAAAAAUAGCUCCGACAUCUGCUGCGUAUGAGUACUCAAGAGAAAGCAUGCUUUUAAUGUAUAGAAAAGAUUUUACUUUGACAGAUGAUUUUGAACACCAGCAGUCCAUUACUACUGAAGAAUCAUUGUUGCCAGUGGCGUUUGUAACUCCGAGUGAUGUUCCUAAUGACCGGUACCACCACGGCUCGACGUACAGGGAUUCGCACCACACUGCCGCUAGAGAGGGUGGGAGAGGAGAAUUCAAAAGGUUUAAUCGGCCUUUCAAGGCCGCAGCGGAGGGGAAGGGCUGGAGUGCAGGCGGGCCGAGAGUGCCCGUUGCGGUGGAUGGAGGAGUCAAUGAACAGACGGCUAGGAAAAAACACGGCAAGCAGCAGCAGGUAGGAGCAGACGGUCAUUUGUACGCUGAAAGUACGGGGGCAAAAUGGGGGAGAGGACCGUUAUCAUCCAGAGGUGGCACGGGGGAACACAGAUGGAUAGUUGGAGACAUGUGGAAAGGGCAACAUGAAAAUUUAGAGGCUGGAAACGAGGAUUCGAGAUCAGGCGACGUGAAAUCUCUACGUCCGCACAAACAUCCUACGAACAAUCGUUCGUCUAUAUUUGAGUUGGAGAAUAGUCGUCGAACCAAGGCGGGGAGAGGUGGCGAAUCUGUACAUCGAGAAUACAAUCAAGGCGCCAGGAAGAAUUUACCUCCGCUGCAAUAUCACUUGCCCCUCGCGCAGGAUCCUGGGACGAAUUUUUCAAGACAUGCGGAGGAGAGGGGCGCCGAGGUGUUGGAUUCAUCUAAGCCGGGGACGCCAAGUCAGACAAAGAGUGGAAAUCAGUGGUACUACUUGGACAUGAAAAAGACGGUACAAGGUCCGUGGUGCGAUGUCAAGAUGAACGAGUGGCUUCCAUACUUCCAGUAUUCGUUGCUGGUGUCUAGAUCGCCAAACGGCCCGUGGACACCGAUUGGUCAGCUGUUUAUCGAGAUGGGAAAGAACCCGUUUACAGAUUGCCCUAUUGAGACGUAUCUUAAAGAGGGAGAAGACUCAGAGCUGAAAUUUCAGGUUCAUCAAGAAUAUCAAAAUUUAACUGGAAAGUCAGUAAUUUCAUCGUCUCCGAGAAGCGUGAUGCAAAUGCCGUCUAUCAAGUCAGCAGAUGAAGAGGCGCACGAAAAGAGAAAGUACGUGCCAGCCGACAGCGCGAUGGGAGAGACACUAAAGGUUGAGGAGCUUUUCGGAGAAGAUUCGAAUAACGCUCGUUGGACAACAAAACAGCAGUCGUUGCCCGUUGUAGAUCAAUCGAACAUGUAUUAUUUGAAUCAACAGAGGUAUCAACAACAGCAAAUGUAUACGAUGCAGUUACAACAGCAUUUUCACCAGUUCCAAAUGCAGUUACAGCAGUGCCAGCCGUCGUCUUUUCAACCGACGACACAACCCCCUCUAACACCGAAAUCAAUGCCACAACGCACAAUAUCAUCGGGCGUACCGAUUACCUCCGACUUUUCUAUGCACGAGCAGCAAUCCCCGCAUUACUCUAUUGCUUCUCAGCCUCUUUUGACGCCUUUUUCGAAUGCCUCGCCUUCGGAAUCGUCUGAACAAACUGGAUAUAGCGUCCCGCAAAAUCGACAAGACUGUCUCCGCGUCGACCUGAAUAAUCACGCCGCGAGCCGCCCCGUUUCAUCGUCGACCGCUUCUCCUCAACCUUGGCCAUCUACGGCUUUCGACCGAGUCGUGGUAUCCAAUCGCGGCGAAUCCCAGCAGCUAGACGGCAGCGACUCGGCAAUUGUUACCUCUUGUGAGGGUCGUACCCUGUUUUCAAGGGCUCAAGUCACUGGCGAUUCAAACUCGUCUCUCAACGCAGAAAAGCCGCUCGGAGGCCGAACUAACGAGCCACAACGCGACGAAUUGCUUCCAUCCUCUCCAAAUAGCGCAACUGGAAAGACAAACGACCAUUCCUCCGACCGACGUUAUCUACCUCUACCCGUCAAGAAUCUUACUAGGUCUGUCGCGUCCUCCGACUCGUCUCAUUCCUCCGAAACUGUUCAUGCUCCCAUGGAGCAACCUCUACCCAAGGCCAAGCCGCCCUCCUUGUACGAGAUACAGCAGGAAGAACUCAGGCGCAAAAAAGUCGAAGCAGCGCUUCAAGAAGCCAAGAAAUCACAAAAGCCUCCCUCUCAGCAGCUGCCAAAACAGUCGCAUGCAACCUGGAACUUGCCAGAUACCGUCUCCGGAGGCGCCUCUGAAUCGACCACCAAAGUCAAAUCCAAGUCGCUUCGAGAAAUCCAAGAAGAAGAGCAGAGAGCUAUUGCCGAGUUAGAAAAACAAAUGGAAGCUACCAAAAUCAAGGGGCCUACUCACAGCAGCGGGUUCCAAGGGUGGAACAAGGUCUCUUCUGCAACUCCGGCGCAAGAUGAAAAAAAUGGUAUUUACUUUUCAAGCAGCGAUUUUCCUUCUUUGAAAUCUGCUAUGUCCAAACAAUCUACCACGCCGCCCACCCACAAGCAAAUGCCAACGACUUGGAGUAGCGUGGCGGCGUCCGGCGGGAAGCUCAAAAAGCAGCCUGCGAAGACCAAGACGUCACCUGUCGAGGGAUUCUGGGAUUACGAGAGCUGAAAAACUGAAGGGCACAAAAUGUGUGUAAAGGGGUUACAACACAAAGAACAGCGAAGACCAUCCGUCCGCGCAGAUAAGGCGACGAUUGCACCAAUUGCCAUGCUUUCCUUUAAUCGGUCCCUGCCUCCUGUCAGAGGUACAGAAGGGGGCUGUAUCUACACUACUCACCUAUAUCACGUUCAAAAUAGAAGAAUCAACAAUUUCACGAAAACCCAAA